This is a messenger RNA of Phoenix dactylifera (date palm), 1203 nucleotides long. RefSeq names its product Thioredoxin superfamily protein. Gene Ontology annotation, molecular function: thioredoxin peroxidase activity. The record is from RefSeq and is a predicted model, not a curated record. Gene Ontology annotation, cellular component: cytoplasm. Lineage: Eukaryota; Viridiplantae; Streptophyta; Magnoliopsida; Arecales; Arecaceae. Gene Ontology annotation, biological process: cell redox homeostasis; cellular response to oxidative stress; hydrogen peroxide catabolic process.
CACCCGCCCAAGACACAGGGCGUCGUGCCCGGCUUUCUCUUGCGACUCCGCGCAGAGGAGCGCAUCCUCGCACACGGCGACAAAACCCGCGCGUGCCUCCGCCUGCCACCCGUCCCUCGUCGACCAUAUCUUACCCUGGUUCCCUCCAACCUCCCCCUUUCUUUUCUAAUACCUCUUAUCUCGUAUAAACCCCCUCACACACAUACUCUCUCCCUUCCACCCUCACCCAACCCCAACCCUAAAACGAAAGAAGAGAAAGAUGGCAGCAGCGGCCUCCCUGACCUGCGCCGGCGCCGCCUUCGCCGCGAAGCUCCUCGCCCCCAUAUCCCCCGCUCGCCUCCGCCCGAUCUCCACCACCCGCAUCCCUCGCCUCGUCUCGUUCCCCGCCCCCCUCCGCUCUCGUCACCACCCGAUCAGGCGGAUCUCUGCCUCCACCGCUGCCCCGGCCGCGACGACCAUCAUCGCCGUCGGGGACAAGCUUCCGGACGCCACCCUCGCCUAUUUCGACCCCGCCGGGGAGCUCCAGACCGUGACCGUCUCGGAGCUUACGAAGGGCAAGAAGACCAUCCUCUUCGCGGUGCCCGGAGCCUUCACCCCGACCUGCUCCCAGAAGCACCUCCCCGGGUUCGCGGAGAAGGCUGGCGAGCUCAAGGCGAAGGGCGUCGACACCAUCGCCUGCGUCUCCGUCAACGAUGCCUUCGUGAUGCGGGCCUGGAAGGAGAACCUCAAGGUUGGGGACGAGGUUCAGCUGCUCGCCGACGGCAACGGGGACUUCACGCGCGCCCUCGGCGUGGAGCUCGACCUCCGGGACAAGCCCGCCGGCCUGGGCGUCCGCUCUCGGCGCUACGCGAUGCUGGUCGAUGACGGGGUCGUCAAGGUUCUCAACUUGGAGGAGGGCGGGGCUUUCACCUUCAGCGGCGCCGACGACAUGCUCAAGGCCCUCUGAGAGAUGCUCCACCAUCCUCUCCCUUCACCCUUUUUCUUUGUCGCUCUGCAGGUUGGUGGAUCUUUGGUUGUUCUCCUUCCGUUCCUCUCCUUUCUGUUCCCUCUCUCUCUCAAGCAGCUCUAUGCUUCUGGUGAAUUCGGAUGUUCUGUUAUCUAAUCUAAUAUAAUUUGACCUGUUUCUGGAUCACUGGAUGUUCGACUGGUGAUUUGGCUGUCAUCAAACAUAUUCCUUUGAUACUUAAUUUACUAUUUGCUCGA